UCUCUGGCAUUCUUGUUUACGUCUGGUGAAAUAGUAUAGUUUAUGCAGAAGUAAAGAAAUUGUGCAAAAUUUUGUCUGUUGAAAAAUUGUAGUGAAAACUUGAAUAUUGUUGGCAUAACAUCGAAAUCUGAGCGAAAAAAACACCAAAAUACAACUGCAUAAAGCAGAAAAAGCAUAUUUUCUCUAAUCUUUCAAGGGCAACUCAAGCAAAGCCAUGUCCUCCACAUUGGAACUAUGCGAAAAGUUGUUUGAUACCAAAGAUGUCUACAAACUAUUUCAAAUUGAAAAGACCGCCACAGAGAAAGAACUGAAAAAAGCAUAUUACAAAUUAUCUCUCUUAGUACAUCCGGAUCGUGUGCCAGAAGCCCAAAAACAUGAUGCCACAGAAAAAUUUAAGCUCAUAUCAAAAUUAUACGAAACCCUUUCGGAUAAAGACAAGAGGGCUUUGUACGAUGAGCAGGGUAUCAUAGACGAUGAUGAUGAUAAUUUGGAGGGUAAGCUGAACAAUUGGUUGGAAUUGUGGAGGAAACUUUUCAAACCCAUUACCACCGAAGACAUCAAUAACUAUGAAAAGUCUUAUGUGGGAUCUGAUUUGGAAAAGGCUGACAUCAAGAAAGCCUAUCUCAAUGGAAAGGGUUGUAUUAAUUACAUGAUGAAUUCGGUGCCGUUUAUGAAGGUCGAAGAUGAGCCCCGUAUUCAGGAGGUUGUACGUAAAAUGAUUGAAGAAGAAGAGUUGCCAGAAUACAAGGCAUUCACACAAGAACCAGAAAUGAAGCGCAAAAAACGUCACAAGAAAUAUGCCCGCGAAUCUAAGGAGGCCAAAGAAAUAUUGGCCAAAAUUGAAGCAAAAAAUAAAAAGCAGGCUGAUGCUGCCGGUAGUACCAGUCUGGAGCAAGCCAUUAUGCAUAGACAAAAAGCUCGUGGGGAGGGCUUCAGUUCUCUGCUUGAUAACCUAAUGGCAAAAUAUGGUAAUGAAGAUGAUGAUGAGGCCAUAAGUUUGGAAGAUUUGGGAAAAUCCAGAGGCAAGAAAAAGGGACAAAAGAAAAGCGCAACAAAAAAAGAUAAGGAUGAGCCACAAUUGCAUACUGUAAAAAAUGGUAAAGUUAAAAAGCGCUAAAUAAGUUUUCCGUGGAAGCCUAUGAAUAUACUUAAAAUUAUAGAACCACACUGUAGAUCAUAAGAUGUAUUUUACUAUACUACUCAUUUUUGCCCAACCCAAUCAACUUGAUCUUAUCGUAAAAAUUAUUUGGAAAAUGUUUUGCAAGUA
Molecule: messenger RNA, 1267 nt
Organism: Stomoxys calcitrans (stable fly)
Lineage: Eukaryota; Metazoa; Arthropoda; Insecta; Diptera; Muscidae
Product: J domain-containing protein CG6693
Exons: 2
Coding region: 215-1117 (300 amino acids)
Cellular component (GO): nucleus; cytoplasm
Molecular function (GO): heat shock protein binding
Source: RefSeq, a predicted model, not a curated record